CAGCCAUCAUUUUCCCCUCACUUCAGAUUUUCCAGUCUCGCGAUAGGCGCUCGUUAGCGCGGCCGCCAUAUUGUGUGACAGUAUUUUGAUUCGUAUCUCUUUGGAAGUUAGGAAGGAAAAUAGAAAAUAGGGGGGAGCAGAGGGGGGACGAAGACGAAGAGCUGUCAGAAGAAUUCCCGAGUCUCCGAAACGGCGGGGGGGCCGCGGCACUCUAUCUCCCCCCGACUGAACCACCAAAACAGAAAAGGCCCGUGUAGUAUUAUUCACCCCCCCCUCCCCUCCCCUCAGCGAAGCCGCUCCUCUCCGCCUUUCUGUCGGCACCCCGGCCCAGCGGAGAUCCGGUGGCGGCGUCUCGGGUAUUGAAGGUGGCCCGGGGAGCGGCGGCGGAGACGGUGAGAAAGGCCCUGCCGGUGGAUCGGACGGGUUUGGGGGACGAAAUUAGGCGUCUAGGUCUAAGCCGUCAAACGCAGAAGAUGCGCGAGCUGUGGACCGGGCAGUGCCACGACUGAGGCCCCAGGCAGCUGAACGGAGCAAUCGGUCCUGACCCGGCUGUACACGAAUGGCCCAGGGAAGCCAGCAGAUUGACAUCCAGGUUUUUCACGACCUGCGCCAGAAGUUUCCCGAAGUCCCAGAGGGGGUCGUGUCCCAGUGUGUGCUGCAGAACAACAACAACUUGCAUGCCUGUUGCGAGUACCUGUCCCAGGUAAGCACAGGAUACCUGUACGGCGAAGGAAACCUCAGCUUCCCGGAAGAGCCCGGCCUGUCCAGACUCCAGAAUCACAUGACCCAGUUGAACCUGGGCCUGCAUUCUCAGAAUGUGCAUGUGUCCCCGGCUCGGGACAGCCAGAGGAUGAACGGCAGCCGGACUCUCACACACAGCCUGAGCGACGGGCCCCUGCAGGGGUCGCAGCCCAGUGGGCACUUCCUACAGCCCGAGCCGCAGUCCGCCCCCGCGCAGGUGCCUCCCAGCUUCAACGCACUUGGCGUAAUGGACGCUGCCCGAAAGCCCCAGCCCCCACAGCACCUGGGUCUCUACCAGCUGGGCAACAAGGGACAGGCACCCCGCUUCAACCCCAUAACUGUCACGCUGGCUCCCAACAUCCAGACAGGCCGCAACACGCCCACCUCGUUGCACAUCCACGGUGGGCCCCAGCCCAGUCUCAACAGCCCCCAGGGCAAUUCCAUCUACAUCCGGCCGUACGUCAGCCAGACUGCCACGCCCAGGCAACAGCUGCAGCAGCAGCAACAGCCUCAGGCGGCCUGGUCCCCGUACAGCCCCGCGACCCAGCAGCAGACCUACCAGAUCUCGCACCCGUCCCCGCUGCCCGGCGGCCGGGCACUGCCCUGCCAGCUCGGCUCCUCGCAUACCUCAGGGCACACGGCGCAGGGCCACCAGACGUCCCACGUCUACAUGCCCAUCAGCUCUCCCACGAACCCGCAGGCCCCCCCCAUCCUGCAGGCGCCGGCAGCCUCCAGCGGUCAGUAUAACAUACAGGCCAUCACAACGGGCCCCCGCAAGAACCAGAUCGAGAUCAAGCUGGAAUCGCCCCAGCGCAGUAACUCCGCCGCCAUCCUGCAUCCCGUCGGUGGUGUUCGACCUUCCUCGUCCGCCUCCGCCGCCUCCUCGUCCUCCUCCUGCCCCUCCUCAUCCCCCAUGGGCACCAGCACCUGCUCCACUGCACCCUUGUCCAUCAGCGGGACAGCCCUGAACCGCAGCCAGCCCACCCUGUACAUCUCCCCCAGCCCUCCGUCCGCCGCCACCGCUGGGCCCGACGAUGCCGCCGCUGCCCCCUCUGCCUCCCGCCCCCAACCCAAGUUCUACAUCUCCGCCAACGCAACCGGCGACGAUGCCGGUGGACGCAACCCCACCGUUUAUAUUUCUGCCAAUUCUGCAGGGCUGCAGGGCCCUGCUGGCGGGCGCGGUGUCGCGGGACAGGUCAGCAUGGGCCCCGCGUACAUCCACCACCACCCGCCCAAGUCCCGCUCUUCGAUGGGGGCCAGUGGGGCAGUGACCUCCCCCCGUGUAGUGGUCACCCAGCCCAACACCAAGUACACUUUCAAAAUCACCGUGUCCCCAAACAAGCCGCCGGCUGUGUCCCCCGGGGUGGUCUCCCCCACCUUCGAGGUCCCCAAUAUGCUCAGCCUUCCCUCGGAACACUUCGCCGAGACAGACCCCCAUCACCUGUCGGACCCGCUGACGGCGCACAGGGAGAGGCCCAGCGAACCGCGCCGGCUCAGCGUCAGCUCUGACGACGCCGCUUACACACAAGCUCUAUUGAUACACCAGAAGGCUCGGAUGGACAGGCUGUGCCACGAGCUGCAGCUGAAGAAGAAGAAGCUGGAGAAGUUGAAGGAGGAGGUCAACGAGAUGGAGAAUGACCUCACCCGCAGACGGCUCCAGAGGUCCAAUUCCAUCUCCCAGACACCCUCCAUUGAGGAAAUGCAGAACUUGCGUUGCAGAAACAGGAUGCUGCAGAUUGACAUUGACUGCUUAACCAAAGAAAUCGAUCUCCUUCAGACAAAAGGACCACACUUUAAUCCCAGUGCAAUUCAUAACUUUUAUGACAACAUUGGAUUCCUAGGUCCUGUCCCACCCAAACCCAAAGGUACUUUAUCUGUGGGGCCAGAGUGUUUGGGGUCUUUAGACAGGAGGGGAAGGAAAAUUAAUGUCACCUCCAAGUUAAAGGAGCCCUGUGGCCUCCCUCCUGCGCCCCCGCUCGAGUCCAGUUCAAGGACCCCAAAGACUGUAGCAGACCAGGAGGAAGACGAAGGGAUGCAGUGGAGCUGUACGGCCUGCACCUUUCUGAACCACCCUGCUCUCCACCGCUGUGAACAGUGCGAGUUCCCACGGCACUUCUGAGCCAGGGGGCGCCAGAGGACUGCGGCCCGUUUCCCUACCGCUGCCUGCGAUUCGCUGAGGAACGGGGAUUUCCAGAACAUGGACACUCUGCAAGGAUUUAUGAUUUAAAAUUUUUUUUAUUUUUAUUUUUUGUAGAAUGUGGUCCGCUGAAGGCUUGACUGGAUCGUGUUUACAGGUUGUGUUACUUAAGGCAGCAGGCCCUGAUAAUACCUCACCUUGGAGUCGACAGUAUGUGCAGGGCCUGCUCCCUGCUGUCUGGGGAAUCCUCAUGCUCGGGGGGGGCUGCUCGCCACUUCUGCACACAGUAUUAUGAGUAGUAAUUUUGGCGCGAUCGCAUGUGCGCACACACACAUACACAUGCGCGAGCUCUCUCACUCACUCCUCCAAGGUGUUCAUGUUCCUUCGCCUUUUCUUCUGGGACAGAGAAGGACCCGGGGAGGGGCCUUGGCUACGGCACUGCGUCUGACGGGAAAACAAACCAAUACACAGAUUUCCCUCUCCCUUUGUUGGACUAUUCUGGCUGGUUUCUUCCCAGAGGAAGAUGGGAAGAAUGUUUUCCCGCCACCAAAAUGUUGCCUAGUGUCCCUUCUGCGUCAGAUUCCGUUCCUUCGAUCCACAGUUAAACCAGUCGACGUAAACGGCAUGCUUUGUAUGUACAGUCGGAUUAGUAGCCCAGUUUUACUGUACAUAGUUUUAGAACGUGCUUUAAACGCGCAACUCCUCACGCUAUGAAUCACUUGUAUUUCCUGUAAGUAUAGCAUAAUAGACUUUUUUCUUUUUUUUUUUUCCAACCAAAUAAGCACGUUGUCCCUUUCUAAGCUUUUUACUUGAUAUCUGGGAGAAGUGAAUCUUUGCAUAACAGAAGAGCAAUAAUAUGAAACUAUGCACACUUUCUCCCCUCUGAUCUGCUCGUCGGCCCUGUAAAUGUUCAUUUUUACCCCUCCUGCCCAACUGCGACCUGUGGAGAAGCUGGGGAUUUGCCUUGGGGGGGGGGCAAAAGACAUCAGACUGGCUGGGAGCCUACGGAGCGUCACAAGCCGCCAUCUUUUCUGACAACUGGAAUGUAGGCUUGGCUUUUUGGGAUGGGGGGGGCUUUUCACUCCUGUGCGGAGCGACGUCGCGUCCUUUGCGGGACGGUGGGCCGGAGAUGGGGACGUUUGGGGACUGAACUGAGGACUCAUCUUUGGAAGGUGGCAGGUUUUAGGGGCUUUCGGAAAAGGGACGUUUACUAUGCCAUAUGGAUUGAGAAUUAGAACUUGCCAUUUGUAGAUUUGUACUUUUUUUUAGGUUUUUUUUUUCGUUUCACCAUGUGCCUUUUCUCUUCUGUCUCCAAAAUAACAAAUGCAAUGUUAAAGUGAAACGGGAUGUGACGAAGGUGAAGGUGUGUAUAUAACCCCUAUUUGUGACCCCCACCCCCCCCAGACGUUUCCGUUUGUCCCGUAAAGCUUUGACUUUGGUAAUGGUUUGAUGAGAAUGGUCGUUUACCCUUCCUACCCCUGCAGAGAUCCGUGGAGUCUGUCACCUCUUCAUAUGCCAGCGCACAUUUUUAAUUUGAAAGUUACAUUGGUGAUUCUGUAACUCGGCCAUACAACUGCGAGAUUAUAUAAAGUUUUUUUUUAAACGGAUCUUUCAGUCACGGAAGCCAACCGAACAGCUAAUGCCAGAGUCUUUACCGAAGCACUUGCAUCAUGCUCUGCUUCCAAUAGAAGUUUUCAGCUUCAUUACAAUGAUUAAAUGAUUUGGAUAUCUAAAGUUGUUUUUGAGUUUAGUUGGGAAAACGGUCUUUGUAACAGAUAAGUUAUUUGUAAAAAUAAAAAUAAAAAAUCUA
This is a messenger RNA of Brienomyrus brachyistius, 4688 nucleotides long. RefSeq names its product TGF-beta activated kinase 1 (MAP3K7) binding protein 2 (gene tab2). Gene Ontology annotation, biological process: positive regulation of protein kinase activity. NCBI's taxonomy places the organism in Eukaryota, Metazoa, Chordata, Actinopteri, Osteoglossiformes, Mormyridae. The transcript has 8 exons. Gene Ontology annotation, molecular function: ubiquitin binding; K63-linked polyubiquitin modification-dependent protein binding. The record is from RefSeq and is a predicted model, not a curated record. The coding region runs from base 560 to 2860 and encodes 766 amino acids.